Molecule: messenger RNA, 1498 nt
Organism: Salpingoeca rosetta
Lineage: Eukaryota; Choanoflagellata; Craspedida; Salpingoecidae
Exons: 4
Coding region: 101-976 (291 amino acids)
Cellular component (GO): lysosomal membrane; late endosome
Source: RefSeq, a predicted model, not a curated record
CAAGACCGCAACGCGCACGAAGCAACGACGACUGCUGACACACAACCGAGCCACUUGCUUGCACCAACAUCUUCAUCAUCUCUUGUUGAAGGGUGGUGCCAUGGUGUCGUUAAGCGACAAGCGGUACGCCAACGCGUUUGGCACGGGAACCAAUGCCGCCGCACGGGAAACCAGCGCGCUGCUGGACAGUAGCAGCAGCAACAGCAGCCGCUUUGCGUCACACAAGUCCAUCAACAGGGGCGGUGCGGUUGCACGAGGACCCAUCAACGGACCGCCUCUGUCGAGCGGAAGCAGACGUGUCCCCGCACCCCGGCACACAAACAAGAAACACAUUGGCGUAGUCGUGCCCGUGGCCAUCGGCAUUCUCCUCAUGUGUGGGCUGGAAGCUGUGUUGUUCGUACCACCGUUUCGACUCGGCACACACUUGCUUGACGCACACAAGGCACCGUACGCCUUUCUCUGCAUCAUCCACGUUGCUGUAUGGCUGGUACUGGUUGGCAUCUACCGGUAUGGGGAGCACUGCCACCACAACUCGCGGCUGAUGGGGUACCUGCGCUUCUACAGAGAUACGCAGCUGCUGCGCCGUGUACCCGUCAUUGGCAUGUCUCUUGUCAACGCCAUCCUGCUGGUUUUCACCUCCUUCUGGUCCACAAACGAUGAGGCCACCAUGGACCGCCAAAACCUCAUCCAGAUUAUCGUCUCCGUUGAAAUGGCAAUCUCCCUUCCAUCAUACAUCAUCUACCUCGUGAAAGUGAUUCGGUUCAAUCGGAGCCGGGCGCCACCAGACGCGCACGUGGAGUUUCAACUCAACGGCAACAGCACCAUCAGCAUGGACGCUGGCGAGAUGGACGGCGAUGUGGAUGUGGACGACCUGCUUGAGCGACAGUCGGACAUGCUCAAGUACAUGCGUCAGUACACCGCGAAUCUGCAGACGGAGAUCUUCGCACUGCAGGCUGAGCUGCGACUCACACGCUAGCACCAGCAAGUGGGCGACACCCUUGUUGUCGACACCCUUGUUGUCACAUCACACCUUUGAACAUUAUUGUUGCCACUGUGCGCUUACCUCUUUGCACGGGUUGCUGCUUUUCAUCAGUGUUGUGCUUGCCCUAGGUUACUUCCCACAGUUACAUGAUUUUGAAUGCCCUGUUUGUCACGCCUGUUGUUGCGGAUGUGAGAUCGUUGUCGUUGCAAUUGUGAUGUGCGGAGUGUGCAUGCACCCCACCGUUCGUCCCUGUUUAUACACGCGUCUCGCGCGUGCCUGCUCCCCUGCUCCAUUGCAAUGCACUCGCCCGAUGCACGCCCUCUCGUCUGUGUUGUGUAUGUAUUCGUGUGCCCGCGCCCCUGUUGAGGUACGGCAAUUGGAUGUCAGAUCACAUCACCUGAUGUCAUGUGACUGGUGUUUGCUUCACUUCUUGUGUUUACGGUGGAGACACAGCCCAACAAGUCACGUGCAGGAAAGAAGACGAAGAAGUCGUGGAAGGAAGGAAAGGAAAUAGAG